Molecule: messenger RNA, 1179 nt
Organism: Cercopithifilaria johnstoni
Lineage: Eukaryota; Metazoa; Nematoda; Chromadorea; Rhabditida; Onchocercidae
Source: the annotation of a GenBank genome assembly
AUGAGAGAUAAGCUAAUAAUUUCGGUAGUUAUCCUUUGUUGUCUUCAAGCGACAUUGAUAUUUGCUGAGCAUCAAGUUGAAUUACAUCCCAUUUAUAACAAGUUAAACCAACAUACCGGAUAUGCUGCAAAGGUGAUGAUCGGUGAACCGAAAAAAGAGUUCUCUCUACUUUUGGAUACUGUUACCGCAUUCCUUUUGGUUUUUCCUUCUUUUCAUCCAGUGGCAAUUUUGGGAGGAAUGCAAACUUACUCAGGCUUGGAAUCGCGAUCCUUUAAUAUAACUAAUAUAGUUUCCCUAACACAAAUUUACGGUUCUAGAAUAUUUACAGUGUGCGAACAUGGGGAUAAUAUUUCGUUUGAUUUAUUGCAUGGAACACACGUAGAUUUCACAGGAUCGCCAGUGCAUGAAGCAGGCAUUAUGAUAUGGCCUAAAUUGGAAGAUUAUCAAAAAAUCGAUGGUGUACUUGGAUUAUCGGCAUUGCAUGUUAAUGGCUUUCCAUAUGGAGUUUUCUACAUUUCUUCCUCCAACAUAUUCGUUAUGGAUAAUCUGAUAAAGAAGGCUAUCCGGAAUAAUGAAUUAGAUCCGGUUAUUACUAUUGCUUUGCCACCAUUGGAUUCCAAUAAAACAGCGAUAUUAACGCUUGGUGGACGUGAUACCCAAACAUGCAAUUUGAAUUAUGAAACCACUGAGCCAUUUCAUUUGUCACAUUUCCUUCUUUUCCGCAUACCGCCUGAUCAAUCCGCAAAUCGUUAUGAAUUCAAAUACAACUCCAUCAAAAUGGGCAACGCGGUGUCUUCUAUUGCAUCAUUUGCUUAUCCUAACACUAUUGAGCCAUAUAUCGGUGUUCCUUAUGAAUUUCUGCAAAAAAUCGUUCGAAAUCUCAAUGCAACGUUUGAUUUAACAAGGAUGAAAUAUGUGGUAAAAUGUGACAGAUCUAUCCCUAACACAUUCGAACCAUUCGAGAUAUCCACCGACAGUAACAUAUACAUCGUUUCGCCAGAACAUUUUAUUAUCAAACAUAAUCCGAACGAUACGCUAUGCGAACUUGCAUUCGGAAUAAAUGAAAGCAUUAUUUUUGAUGAUCCAAACGCAGUUAUGCUCGGAUUGCCAUUCUUCCAUCAAUAUUGUGUUAUGUUGGAACCACGUGAUAGACGUAUUAAUUUCGCACCAAUCAUUUAA